Messenger RNA from Diaporthe citri, 1065 nucleotides. RefSeq lists its product as uncharacterized. The transcript has 3 exons. The coding region runs from base 1 to 1065 and encodes 354 amino acids. NCBI's taxonomy places the organism in Eukaryota, Fungi, Ascomycota, Sordariomycetes, Diaporthales, Diaporthaceae. Gene Ontology annotation, molecular function: iron ion binding; monooxygenase activity; oxidoreductase activity, acting on paired donors, with incorporation or reduction of molecular oxygen. The record is from RefSeq and is a predicted model, not a curated record.
AUGGCAGUUGAUCUGACAUUUGACAUCAUCUGCAGGAUUGUUCUAGAUUUCAGCCCGGGCGAACAACUCAACGGGCCUACCGAGAUGCAGAAGGCUUUUCGCGUAAUCAGCCAGCAUCUCGUGUUUAAGAGCUGGGCAAGUCUUCACAAACGCCUCAACCCUUUCUGGCAGCUUGACUUGUGGAAGUGUCACCGGACAUUGAGACGCGUGAUGCUGCCUCAUAUUCAGAAGCAUGUAAGAGGGCAUUCCCUCGUGAAGAACUCAGCAUCGCAGAAGACUGUCCUUGAUCUGGCCCUCAAGGAGGUUGAGCUGGAAAGCCCAGGGGCUGAGCCCAGUGGCCAGUUCAUCGAGGACGUGGUAGGACUAACCAAGCAAUUUAUCUUUGCUGGCCACGAUACUACUGCUGUCAAUAUGUCAUUUGCAUAUCACUUCCUUAACAAAAGCCCCGAUGCACUCACCCGGCUGAGAGACGAGCACAACCGUAUCUUUGGGCCUUAUCCAAGGAAAGCCUCCGAAAUACUGCGGCAGUCACCACACCUCCUGAGCUCCCUACCCUUCACCACGGCGGUGGUGAAGGAAAGCCUGCGCCUGUGUCCCGUCGCCGCGAGCAUCCGAAAAGGACACUCAGGAUAUAGUCUUCGAGGCAAUGACGGCGUGGAGUACCCGAUGGGUGGCUUUAUAGUCGCCACUGGUGUGGACUGCCUGCAGUACAGCCCGGAAAUGUUUGCGAGGCCGACACAGUUCCUGCCUGAGCGAUGGACAGCUCCCCCGGGUGACCUUCUGCAUAUUCGAGACGAAGCCAAGUAUGCAUGGCGGCCCUUUGAGUGGGGACCAAUGUCUUGCAUAGGCACGGAGCUCGCGAUGGUAGAGCUGAAGAUGGCUCUCGUUCUCACCAUUAGGGAGAUAGAGGUGGUGACCGCGUUGGAAGAUUGGGAUCGACUGCAGGGUACGAAUAGCGACAUGAGACCGACUCUGUUCGGUGACAAGAUUUUCCAAGGUGCUGUAGGCCUCGGGCCACCGACAGAGGGGCUCCCAGUGCGCACCAGGCUCUUGCGACAACAGUGA